Molecule: messenger RNA, 1270 nt
Organism: Psammomys obesus (fat sand rat)
Lineage: Eukaryota; Metazoa; Chordata; Mammalia; Rodentia; Muridae
Gene: Frg1
Product: FSHD region gene 1
Exons: 10
Coding region: 148-969 (273 amino acids)
Cellular component (GO): striated muscle dense body; catalytic step 2 spliceosome; nucleolus
Molecular function (GO): actin filament binding
Source: RefSeq, a predicted model, not a curated record
GAUUUGUAGCCUUGGGUUGAAGAAGGCGGAGGAUUUCAGACAGCCUCCCUCAGCUCUUGCCGUUGCGGCCGCUCUCCUUCCUUCUCCACGUCUUCCUUCCGGCCCACAGGCGCUCUACCAGAGGCUUCCACUUCAGAGUGCCGAACCAUGGCCGAAUAUUCCUAUGUGAAAUCCACCAAACUCGUGCUCAAGGGCACAAAGGCUAAGAGUAAAAAGAAAAAGAACAAAGAUAAGAAGAGAAAACGAGAAGAAGAUGAGGAAGCCCAACUUGAUAUUGUGGGAAUCUGGUGGACUGUGUCCAACUUUGGGGAGAUUUCAGGAACCAUUGCCAUUGAAAUGGAUAAAGGAGCCUAUAUCCAUGCACUGGACAAUGGUCUGUUUACACUGGGAGCGCCACAUCGAGAAGUUGAUGAGGGCCCCAGUCCUCCAGAGCAGUUUACUGCUGUCAAAUUAUCUGAUUCCAGAAUUGCCUUGAAAUCUGGCUAUGGAAAAUAUCUUGGUAUAAACUCAGACGGGCUUGUUGUUGGGCGUUCGGAUGCAAUUGGGCCAAGAGAACAGUGGGAACCAGUUUUUCAAGACGGGAAAAUGGCUUUACUGGCCUCAAAUAGCUGCUUUAUUAGAUGUAAUGAAGCAGGCGAUAUAGAAGCAAAGAAUAAAACAGCAGGAGAAGAAGAAAUGAUAAAGAUUAGAUCCUGUGCUGAAAGAGAAACCAAGAAAAAAGAUGACAUCCCAGAAGAAGACAAAGGAAAUGUGAAGCAGUGUGAAAUCAACUAUGUAAAGAAAUUUCAGAGCUUUCAAGACCACAAACUUAAAAUAAGCAAAGAAGAUAGUAAAAUUCUUAAAAAGGCUCGGAAAGAUGGAUUUUUGCAUGAGACACUUCUGGACAGGAAGCUCGCUCCCCCGCUGCCGUGGACUCUCACUGUUGCUGUACUACCUCUUUUCCUCAGUCCAAGCUUGAUCAGUACUUGAUUUAGAGGAAGUUAGAAACUGUUAAGCUGAAUAGCUGCAUCAACAGCAACCAGGAGCAGCAGGAGGAUGGGGAAAACACAAGAAGCCACCUUCUUUCUCAGAGACCCUUUCCCUCUCGGGGCUGUGGCAUUAUUUUCUCUCCAGAGUCCUCAGAUUGAAACUAUCUUCGGCUGGGAAAGAGCCCAUCUCAGAGCCCACAUGAGGCAAGUCGUUUGCUGCUGUGGACAAUCUGAAUCAGCCCCAUAUCCCACACCUGGGAUUAAAACAAAAACAUGUUUACAUAAUAGUUUUUUAAAGACAA